AUGACCCCACCGCAUCAUGUUGCAGUGCUACCCGGUGAUGGUAUCGGCCCUGAGAUUUCAAAAGUGGCAGUAGCGCUCUUGAAACAGGCAGGCCAAAAGGAGGGCGUUGAUUUCGAGUUCACAGAAGCGGCCAUUGGUGGAGCAGCCAUAGACGCCACAGGCUCUCCCCUCCCCGAGGAGACGUUGCAGAUCUGCAGGCAGUCCGAUGCUGUCUUGCUGGCUGCUAUUGGCGGGUACAAAUGGGAUCAACUACCACCGGAACAGCGCCCAGAGCGGGGCCUGUUAGGCCUGCGAGCGGGCUUGGGGACUUUUGCAAACCUGCGCCCGGCCGUUGUUCUGCCUCACCUGGCUGAGGCUUCCACUCUCAAGAGGGAGGUUGUCGAGGGUGUGGACAUCAUGAUUGUGCGCGAGCUUGUAGGAGGGAUCUACUUUGGCCAACCUCGGGGUUUCAGCACAAAUGAGCAGGGUCACAAAAUCGGGUUCAACACCAUGGUCUACUCUGAACCAGAGGUUGAGCGGAUUGCACAUGUGGCAUUCCAGCUAGCACAGAAGCGGCAGGGGCGCCUUUGUUCUGUGGAAAAGUCAAAUGUCCUGGAGGUUUCCAUGCUGUGGAAGGAGGUUGUCUCUCGUGUGGGAGAACAAUACCCUGAUGUGGAGCUGAGUCACAUGUAUGUGGACAAUGCUGCAAUGCAGAUCAUCCGGAACCCAAAAUCCUUUGACACCAUUGUGACUGGCAACAUCUUCGGCGACAUCCUUUCGGAUGCAGCGUCCAUGCUGACGGGCAGUUUGGGGAUGCUCCCAUCUGCAAGCACCAGUGAUGAUGGGCCUGGCAUAUUUGAGCCGGUGCAUGGCUCGGCGCCAGAUAUUGCUGGGCAGGACGUGGCCAACCCACUGGCAAUGGUGCUGAGUGCUGCAAUGAUGUGCCGCUACGGUCUGGAUCUGCCACAGAUUGCGGAGCACCUUGAAAACGCGGUGUCAGCAGCUCUAGAUGCAGGCUAUCGGACAGGAGACCUGCAUACUCCUGGCAUGCAGAGAGUGGGCUGCUCGGAAAUGGGAGAUGUGCUGACAAGGUAUCUGGUAGGAGAACCUGCCCCGGUCAGUUGA
Messenger RNA from Coccomyxa subellipsoidea C-169, 1104 nucleotides. RefSeq names its product 3-isopropylmalate dehydrogenase. Gene Ontology annotation, biological process: L-leucine biosynthetic process. Gene Ontology annotation, cellular component: cytosol. The transcript is spliced from 8 exons. The coding region runs from base 1 to 1104 and encodes 367 amino acids. Lineage: Eukaryota; Viridiplantae; Chlorophyta; Trebouxiophyceae; Coccomyxaceae. Gene Ontology annotation, molecular function: magnesium ion binding; 3-isopropylmalate dehydrogenase activity; NAD binding. The record is from RefSeq and is a predicted model, not a curated record.